AUGAGCUACUUCCUGUCCUACUGCAAAGCACACUGCACCACCGUGCUCGCUCAAUAUCAGAGCCUGAGAUCAGAGGGCUUUCUCUGUGACAUUUUGCUGAAAGUGAAAGAAAACGAGUUUCCUGCACACAAGUCCUUGUUGGCAUGCUCCAGCGACUACUUCCGAGCCAUGUUCAAAAGUUAUACCCAAGAGUCUAAAGCCAGUGUCAUUCACCUACAAGUUGUCUCACCCACUGGGCUCCAGCACAUCCUGGAUUUCAUUUACACAUCCUUGCUGCCCCUUUCCUUUGAAAGCCUGGAGGAUACCUUGGAAGCUGCAAGCUACUUGCAAGUCACUGAUGCUAUCGGCUUGUGCAAUCAGUACUUAGUUAACAAUCUUGCCUUGGAAAACUGCUGCUACUCCGCCAAUGUGGCCAGGAAGUUCUACCUGCCAGAUGCCCUAGCAGCUGCAGAAAAAUACAUUAUCAAAAAUGUCUGGAAGCUGCUGGACUUGGAUUUGUCAGGACUUCUCGAGCUGAACUUCAGAUCUUUGCUAGCAGUGAUUCAAUCACCAGAUCUCCCCAUGGUGGAAGAAUGCCGCCUGUUGAAUCUUGUCCUGCUGUGGUUGAAGCAGGAUAAAUCCAGGCUGGAUCACGCAAGCAGCCUUUUAGAGCACAUAAGAUAUGGUCUCAUCCCAGUGGAAGAGCUGAGAAAAACCUACACACAGUCAGAAGUGUCCCUCUCAGCAGGUAUUAAGUGCUUGAUCAUAAAAGCAAUAAAUUAUCACACAUCUGUAUUCAAACAACCUGUCCUGCAGGAUAAGUCCACCACACUGAGGAACCAGAAAACUCGGAUCAUUCUGCUGGGGGGAGGCACAGCAAGCGAGGGGCUUGUCACUGACGUGGUGUCCUUCGAUGUUUACAAUCACAAAUGGCGAACCCUCACACAGCUGCAGGACAGGGUGCAGAACCACAGCGUGUGUGUGGUGGGGAACUUCCUCUAUGUCUUGGGUGGGGAGAUAGAAAGUGGUACCCUGGGUGAUGCUAAAAUUGGAAAGACCUUAUUGGUUACAAACAAGGUCCAUCGGUAUGAUCCAAGAUUUAACACAUGGACCCAAAUCACGGGCAUGCUGGAAAAGAGAUGCCAGUUUUCUUGCUGUGUCCUAGGCAAGGAUAUCUUUGCCAUUGGUGGAAGGGGUGAGGACGGGUCGCUGCAUUCAUCUGUGGAAGUCUAUGACAUCAGCAGGGAUAGAUGGACGAAGGCCAGGGAAUUGCCAUGCAGGAUACAUGGUCAUGCCAGUGCUGUUUGCAAGAACACCAUAUACAUCUCUGGGGGCAAGUACUCGGCCUCAGCCAGCACAAGCAAUGACGUUUAUUCUCUGAGCUCACUUGAAGGGCAGUGGGUGAAACGUGCCCCAAUGAGCAUUGCUCGGUUUGGGCAUCAGAUGGCAACAAUCAGGGGAUCCAUAUUCACCUUUCUGGGACUAUAUGAACCUUUCUCUGAAAUAGAAAGGUAUGACCCGGAUCAAAACCAAUGGACUCGGUUGAAACCACUGGUCUACGAUCGAUUCUCCUACGGCCUGGCAGUGGUAGAGGAAACAGCUCUUCUUAUUGGGGGAAAGAAAUGGCAAAACUCGCUGGAGGUCUCCACACAAGACGUGGUUGGCUAUGACAUUGACAACGAUGGCUGGGAAGAGAUCUGCAAGGCCCCUCUGCCGUGGUGUGGGCUGCAGUGCGCCGUGCUCCAGCUCUCCGAGGUGGCCGAAGAGCAGGACAGUGACAGCCAGCAGAAGAAGCUGCCCAACUGUUGA
Molecule: messenger RNA, 1788 nt
Organism: Vidua chalybeata
Lineage: Eukaryota; Metazoa; Chordata; Aves; Passeriformes; Viduidae
Gene: KLHL34
Product: kelch like family member 34
Exons: 1
Coding region: 1-1788 (595 amino acids)
Molecular function (GO): protein binding
Source: RefSeq, a predicted model, not a curated record